AUGUAUGAGCGUCAGCGGGUUUGGCGUGCCUGUCAGCCAUGUCGCCGGAAGAAAGUCAAGUGUGACGGCGAGCAUCCGUGCGAGAGCUGCACCCGCAACCAGGCUGAGUGUGUCUACAUUGAGCCGUCCAACAACAUGAGGAUGGUGGAUCAGCAAUACCUCAUGAAACUCGAGAGCCAGAUCCAAAUGAUGGAAAAGAGAUUACAUGAGCACUCACAAGCACAGCCCUCUACCGGACAUGACGGCCAAACCAGCCAAGAUGUCCAAGCAGGCCAAGAAGUCCAAGACAGCAGUGGGGGAAUGCUUCCACCUGCACCUCAUGUGAUAGCCGUGAACGUGCCUGGCAGCGAUAAUGCUAAUCGUGGUCCGCAUUCUCUGCUCGACCAACCGGGAGACCGUCUCAAUGAAGUCCCUGGGAUCCAGCAGCUGGAGGACAUAGCGGUGCCGCCGCAGCACCCAGAGCCUGCUGCAAUCGACGUGACACAAUUGCCAGAGCCGCUUCUGCAGCUCUUGAUUGACCUUUUCUAUCGUUCUAUCUAUCCCAUCUUCCCCAUUAUCAGCCAAUGUGAUUUUCAGCCACAAUUUGAUCGCUGGUUAUCAGCUCGCCAAGGCAGCCGUGUCAGCGAAGAUGACGAAUUCUUACUGCUCUUAUAUGCACUGCUCGCCGUGGCAUCCUUCCUGCUCCCAGCAGAGCACGCUAUCUUUGACCAACCAGGCCUAAAAGCCUACAAACAUGUGGACCUUGGAGAUCUGCUAUACACUCAUGCGACUCCCAAAUACCCUGAACGGCCAUCCGGGCCGAACGCAACGUCAGCCACCAAUUUUGUCGUUGCCCAGGGACUUGUGACUCUCUAUCUCACCGAGUGUGGCAAGGUGAACGACGCUUGGAUCAGAGUGGGCCAUGCGAUCCGCCUAUAUCAAGCCUUGGAUCUUGAUAAUGGUGUAGAUGCGGCGGCUGAAGUGAACGCGACUGGCAGCGCACAUGGCAAUCUUUGGUGGUGUUUAUAUAUUCUGGACCGUUCCUUGUCGACAGUGCUCCUCAAGCCCUUGGCCAUCGAUAACGCCGAAAGCAACAUGGAUUCAUAUGAGGGGGAGAGACAGUCGACUUGGAGAUCGGAAGACAAGAUCGAUCCAUGGUUCCCAGUCAUUGCCGAGUUUCAUAUUAUCCUUGGCCGUAUUUACAAGUCCGUGCGGUGGAUUCGCAGAUGCCACCCAUCCCAGAAUACCGAGCUUGGGGAUACCGGUACGCUGCGGUCAAACAUGAAAAAGUACGAUAUUGAGCUGGAGAGGUACUUCACUAAACGGGUCCUGCCUAAAAUGCAACGGCACCAUGGCACGGCUCGACCACUCCCACUACAGAACGUUGCUGAGUCGUCCUACUAUAUCGGGCUUGUCCUCCUUUACCGCACCUUUAUUGAGAGACUUAAAAUCGAGGAGCCUGAAGUGUUUCUACGCUGCGCCGAGGCCGCGUCAAGCUGCAUUAGGGUUACUCCGCAAGUGAUGGCCACUGUGCCUGCCAGCCACUUUGUGAUCCAGCAGUGCCGGGCGGUCUAUACUAGUACCAAAGUCCUCUUACACUGCAUGCGCUUGGUAAAGAAUACUGGCUACACCAACAAUGCCUGGCCCGACGUCCAGAGAGGGUGCGACAUUUUGCGAAAGACCAAAGUUCAGUGGCCGGAGAUCAAGAGAUAUCAAAAGCUCACUGAGGAAGACAUGUACCGGACGCAGAUUCAUCUCAGCAAGCAUGAGCUUUUCAAUAGAGUGUUCGACCGAUACGGACAGGAAAAUCUUUCAAGGCCAUCAGGAGACAGCGGAAGGAAUCGCGGUUCGCUGCAAAGAACCAGUACCAGUCACACCAACGGCCUCCAUCAAUGUCUGCCGGGCAUCGCCCACAAUGACCACAUUUGUCGACACAGGGACUUGGUCAACAAUGCCUCUGACGCGGAUAAUCUAACGAGGACGCCACAAAGCCUCAUAUCGCAUAACUAUGGACACGAUGCACGUCCUUCUGAACGAGAACCAAAGCGGCGCAGGCUUUCGCAAAAUUUCUAUGCUCCUCCUGCUCCUUACACACACUAUGCGCCGAACACGCCACCCAUGCUCCCCGAGGCAGACGGAUUGCCUAUGCUGAACACGACAACUGGUCCCAGUGACUUCCUCCUACCCGACAUUUCACCUCUGCCACCCGUCCCGGGAGAUUCGCCAUCUGACUUCCUUGAAGAUACUAUGCUAAUGUCAUCCUUUGACCUAAUCUUCUCACAUUCCGAAUGA
Molecule: messenger RNA, 2271 nt
Organism: Penicillium riverlandense
Lineage: Eukaryota; Fungi; Ascomycota; Eurotiomycetes; Eurotiales; Aspergillaceae
Product: Transcription factor
Exons: 2
Coding region: 1-2271 (756 amino acids)
Biological process (GO): DNA-templated transcription; regulation of DNA-templated transcription
Molecular function (GO): zinc ion binding; DNA-binding transcription factor activity, RNA polymerase II-specific; DNA binding
Source: RefSeq, a predicted model, not a curated record